This is a messenger RNA of Lymnaea stagnalis (great pond snail), 2127 nucleotides long. Lineage: Eukaryota; Metazoa; Mollusca; Gastropoda; Lymnaeidae. The record is from the annotation of a GenBank genome assembly.
GUGUGGUGAACAUUUGUAGAUGUGGUUGUUCCUAGAUAAGACGGAUAGUAGGCGAAAAGAAGAGUUAACUAACGAACAUGACCAUGACAACUGUUGGUUGUGUGUAUUUCGGUAUUCUAACGUUUCUGUUCUGUUUUCAUCAGGCUCUACGUAAGUAAAUUAUUUAUAUUUUAAAUGUUACAAGGAGUGAGAUCGAGAAGCACAGAAAUAUAGAGAAAGAACAGGAUAUAAAGAGAUAGAAAGAGAGAGAGAGAGAGAGAGAGAGAGAGAGGGGGGAGACUGCAUAGAUAGAAAGAAAGAGAGUGAGAUAUAGAGAAAAAGAGAGAUAGUAAAAUAGAGGGAAAGAGAUGGAGAAAGGGAAAGAAAAAGAGAGAUAAAGAGAGAAAGAGGGAGUGAGAUAGUUAUAAAGAAAGAGAGUGAGAUAGACGGAAAGAGAAGGAGUAAAGAAGAGAGAGACAGAGAGAGAGAGACGGAAAGAGAGAGAGAGAGAGAGAGAGAGAGAGAGAGAGAGAGAGAGAGAGUAGUGAGAAUUAAAGGUCUAAGAUUUAAAAUUACCUGAAAAUAUGGACUAAGAACAGAGAUAAGAAUUACUUUUUUUUUUCUUUUGUCUAUGAAAGUCAAGAGAUAAGGCUUUUUUACGAUAACCGUUCGUAAAAUACACAUUUUUAUAAAUGAAUGAACCAUAAAAAUUGAGUUCCCGAUAAUGCUUUUCAGAUUUUAAUUGGUAUUAAAAUGUAUUAUUUUAAAAACAACAAAUUCCUAUUUUCAUUCCCCACUCCCCCGCUUACAGUUUCAAGUGUUGUAUUGAACGCCCAGCCUGCAACCCUCGACUUACUCACCACAGAACACCUCACAGUCAACUGCUCGUACGCUCACAGCAACACUUCAAGAGUUCAAGUGUUGAUUUCAUUAUUUCUUUCAUGGUCCAAUGAUUCGACUCGACCAUUCCAGGACGUGGCCUCCAUCAACGUAUUCUCUCAUGGUCAUCCAGUCAAUGUGUUGACCCCCGGGGACGUCUUGGCCUCUGGCGAAAUCAACAUCGAGGGGCAAUCCUACGUGCAGCUCCGGUGGGUUCUUCCGAAUGGGGGCCAAGUGGGUUUUUACAAAUGUUCGGCCGAGGGAACCGACAACGUGGGUCACAAUGUCAUCGAGUCUGACGUCAUCGAGGUUAAAGGCAAAACGCUGGAUAUGAACCAGCUGUUACUGGCGAUCAGGAACAUCACGUUUCGACAGAAAGAAACGGAAGAGACCUUGGAAGAAUUGAAGAGAAAUAUCGCAAGCCUGACGAGUCUGUCGUGUAACAACACUGAAGUCCAGUCCGUCAUUUUUCCGAGCAUCCAACAUUGGUUGAACACAAACGCGUUGUCUUAUUUGUAUUCAAACCAAGAUGUUUACUACUUAUCAAGACUACAGUUCCUCAGUGUCGCGAAGGCUCAAGAGUUCUGUGAAAUUAUCGGAGGUUACCUGAUAGAAAUAGAUGACAUUACUGAAUACACAAGCAUACUACCCAUGCUGUCUGGGAUAGGAAACCAUUCGGCAAUCGUUUACACCGGUGGGACCGAGGAACAGGGAGAAAAUCACUGGGUGUUCAGAACAAGCGGAAGGCCAGUAACGUUUUUUAUAUGGACCUACGGUAAAGAUUUUACAAGCUCCGACUACAACUGCUUAGCAUUGUACCAGGAACAUGGCUGGGAAAUGUCGGAGACUUUUUGCUCGAAUCAGCAUUAUACGUACUAUGCCUUAUGCGAGCGUGCCAUAUAGAGUGAAAUAAUUACUAGGAAAUUUCACUUUAACUGUCCUUGGUUAGGAUAUGGCUUAAUUGUGAAACAAACUCCAAGCCUUUAAACAUUGCACGUCGAGAUGAAUUUAAAAUUUAUCAUGAAUUUGAUUGAGCCAUAAUAAAAUCUAACAUUGGAUUCCUUUGUAGAGUGCCUAUAAUUUUAAUACAUUUAUACCAUACGUCUGUUAUAUGAUAAAACGUGUGAGAGAAUAAUUACAUAGAUGUGCAUUUCGUCAAAGAAUUUAAUAUGUUUAAACUAAGUAAAACCUCUUUGUCUUUAUUUUGUCUUGGAUUCCGUCGGUGGUUAAUUAAUUUAAAGAUUUACUUUGAAGUUUGCACUUUGAAAC